Messenger RNA from Fusarium fujikuroi IMI 58289, 909 nucleotides. RefSeq lists its product as uncharacterized. The transcript has a single exon. The record is from RefSeq and is a predicted model, not a curated record. NCBI's taxonomy places the organism in Eukaryota, Fungi, Ascomycota, Sordariomycetes, Hypocreales, Nectriaceae. The coding region runs from base 1 to 909 and encodes 302 amino acids.
AUGCCGACUGAAUUCCAUCUCUUUCCUGCUCUCCCAACUGAGCUUAGGCUAGACAUUUGGGACCUGGCUAUUGCUAUUCGCCCAAAGCGCGCCGGAGUUCGCGUCUUUCGAGUAUUCGAUGCUUCCCAAGAACCUUCGAUUCAGCUCGAAGACGUCUCGGGCUUCACUCCCAACCGUACCCCUUUGGCUCUGGGUAUACCUUUGCCGGACAAAAGCUUCGCCAGUGUCACUGGGGAGAGCAUCAGUGAUAUUUCGACACAGGUUCACGAUCCGGAGUUGUGGAAUACUUGCCAAGAAUCGAGGUUGAUGAUGAGGAAAGCCUUUGUGUCACGCAAGGGAUACAGCUUUGACUCGAUGGGGUACUAUCUAUCUGGCAGUGCUCCCUUCUACGUCACGAUUACAAAACCAGGACAUAGCCUCUUUAUCUUACGACCGGACAGUCUGGAAUUCGACUUGCGGGAGAUUUAUGGGGCAUUUAGUGAAACUGAUUUAGUUUUGGGCAUUGAGUACAAACCCGAAUGGGGAUCGCAACUUUAUGCUGAGGAACAAGGUGGCGAGAUUUGUCAAGCGGCAAGACUGAUUACAGGUCUAGGCUGGGAUCAAACGGUUUCAGGUGUAUGCCUAGUAGAUUAUAAUCUGAAGCUCAAGGCAGAUUCUCCUUAUAGGCCCAGGCCCGAAGAUCUUGGUUGCUACUACGCACGGGAUAGGAGGCUUGUCGAGGCGGAUCCGGACGACGAAAGGAAAGAGGAACACUGGGAAUACAUCGACCCAAUUCCAGAUGGAGACUAUCGCAAGUCUUCUUUCUAUUUUGCGAAGCGUAUGGUGGAAGCUCUUGACGAAGUGGGAAUGGACGACCAUGAAGCAACUUUCGGGCCUUGGAUAGACCUUCUCGGAUGGGAUGACUUUUAA